AUGUCUCCGAUGCUUAUUGCUCCGAAGGGAGGUGCUAAAACUGCUCAAACUAUGUACGCGGAGGCGGUGUGCGCCCCGGCCGUGUGCAACAGCAGCACCUUGCUGGUGUACCAGCGGUGGCCGGGCGGCGCGAGCGUCUUCUUCCUGUGCGUGGACGAGCGGCCCGAGCACGCCUACGUGGCGGACUGCGGCGCCGACAGCGCCAUCUCGCCGGACGGCGUGUGCAGCCUGGCCUGCCUGCGCGAGGGCCGCCUGCCCGACGCCUCCAGGCCGCAGGGCUACUUCGAGUGCGUGCGGACGGCCGGCGGCUUCGGCAGCCCCGUGCCCGCCACCUGCCCGCCGGGCACCGCCUUCCACGCCGCCUCGCAGCGCUGCGUCGGCGCCGCCACCAAUGACGACGACGGCGAUCACCCCGAGGAGGACCUGUACGCGCCAAGUGCCUCGGAGUCGGAGUCCCUGUACAUGCUCCCAGCCUUUUACAGGAUCGGCGUGGCCUCCGCCGCCCACCAAAUCGAAGGGGCAUGGAGCGAGGAAUGGAGGUCCGCCACUGUCUGGAACGUCGGCGACGUGGCGCACGACGUGCAGCUACUCAAGGAGCUCGGCGUCAACAUGUACCGCUUCCCCCUGGCCUGGAGCAGGCUGCUGCCAAGGGGCAGCCAGGAGGAGGGCUACGACGCGGAGGCUCUGGACUACUACAACAACCUCAUCGAUGAGCUGAUCGCGAAUAACAUUGAGCCUGUAGUCACCAUUCACCACCGGGACAUCCCGCAAAUGUACCUGGACGACGGCGGCUGGUUCACGGAAGCCAUCCAGGACCGCUUCGUUGACUUCGCCGACUUGGCCUUCAUGUCUUUUGGCGACAGGGUGUCGAGUUGCACGAAACUAAAGCGCGGCCGCCCUGCGCAGGUCAAGAUGUGGGUGCUCCUGGACUCGCCCCAGGCUCACUGCAUGGAAGCGUACGAAGGGGUGGAGAGCGCCCCCGGCCUCGGCCUAGAGGGCACUGGCGGCUACGGCUGCGUCCACAACAUGAUCCUGGCCCACGCCAUGGCCUACCAUCUGUACAACAACACCUACAAAAUGAUCCAAGGAGGCAAAGUGGGCAGCGCGCUCGACCUCCAGUUCCAAAUGCCGGCUUCGAACAGCCGCGAGGACGCGGAGGCUGCCGAGAGGGCCAACGUCUUCACCUUCGCCUGGUUCGCGGACCCGGUCAUGGUGGGCGACUACCCGGCCGCCAUGCGGGACGUCGUGGACAGGAACAGCUUCGGCAACGGCCUCGCCGCGUCCCGGCUGCCCGUCUUCACCGCCGCGGAGAAGGCGCUCAUCUCCGGCACCAUGGACUUCAUCGGGCUGAACCACUACACCACGAGCCUGACGAGGCCCGGCACCGCCGCCGGCCUCGUCGCUUCCAUCUACAACGACACCAACGCGGUCUCGCACUCGAGGGCCUCGUGGCUGCGCACCGCGCGCGACGGCUUCGUGGUGGCUCCGUGGGGCUUCAGGGCUGCGCUCAACUGGAUCAAGGACAGGUUCAACAACUUCCCCGUGCUAGUCACCGCGAACGGCUACUUCGGCCGCCGCGACGAAGAAUGCCACGACCCUGACCGAGAGGGCUACCAUAGCGUGUACAUGCGGGCCCUGGCCAGAGCUGUCAACGAAGACGCUUGCAACGUCGUCGGCUACAUGGCUUGGAGCCUGAAGGACGGUUACAACCUGAAGACCGGCCUGGCGUACGUCAACCUCAGCGACCCCGAGCGGCCCGGGACGCUCAAGCAGUCAGCGCGGUUCAUCCAGGACGUGACGCGAACCAUGUACGCUCGUUACGUCCAACCCGUGUAGCCAUCCUUCAGUAAACUCUUUCUGUCACAACUUUCCGGAAAAAAAAAUAGG
Thrips palmi is the source of this 1887-nucleotide messenger RNA. Its product is annotated as myrosinase 1-like. Gene Ontology annotation, molecular function: chitin binding; beta-glucosidase activity. The coding region runs from base 1 to 1836 and encodes 611 amino acids. Gene Ontology annotation, biological process: carbohydrate metabolic process. The transcript has 11 exons. The record is from RefSeq and is a predicted model, not a curated record. NCBI's taxonomy places the organism in Eukaryota, Metazoa, Arthropoda, Insecta, Thysanoptera, Thripidae.